Molecule: messenger RNA, 348 nt
Organism: Babesia sp. Xinjiang
Lineage: Eukaryota; Apicomplexa; Aconoidasida; Piroplasmida; Babesiidae
Exons: 1
Coding region: 1-348 (115 amino acids)
Source: RefSeq, a predicted model, not a curated record
AUGGAGGCCGGCAAUGCGUUAUCUCGCGUUUUAAAAUGGCGUCGUCUGUUUCAAACCACUAAAUGGCCACAACUUGGUAACGAGGUAGCUGAAGGUCCGGGUAGCAAGUAUACCAACUUCUCGCUUCAACACAUUAUGGAUAAGUACAACUUUCUGCCUACUUUAUUUACUCAACGUGAAUUUUUACUUUAUCUCGGUUACAAGAACCCCGAAAUAGUCGAGGAUGCGUGCCUGAAGAACGACGCUUUCAACUACUACCUCAGGACUGACAUGGCCGAACCGCAAGGUGAGCUCCCAGAGGCGCUGCGCGCUUUUGACGAAACCAAGCAUGGUUCUAGCCAUCAUUAA